AUGCCUUUCUCUAGAAGUGAUCUUGACCAUAGAAGGGCCAAGGUUGCUUGGGCUACGGUCUGUCUUUCUAGAUUGCCUAGGAAUCUCCAAAAUGGAAUCUUUGAAUCAUGCAGCUUUGCUCAAGCACAUAUGGCACCUCCGCUCAGAUGGGGAUCAUGGUCUCCCCUCCGGAUCUUUGUUGUCCUCCUCAACCAACAUAUUGAUAUACUAAGGACUGGCGAAUUCACACUUCUUCAAGUUCAGCCCCGUGCUUCAAGGCAGGCAUCCGAAACAGAUCUGGGACUUUGCACAUGCUCUUACCAUGUCCCACUGAAAACCGGGAUGUUGAGGAUACCAAUACAGAGUGAGAACAGUAUGGUAACCUACAUAACUCAUCAGCCUCAUGGAUGGACACGAUCCCUUACCCUGUGCUAUAAGUCGCGCCUUAGCCUAUCUUGA
Messenger RNA from Prunus armeniaca (apricot), 438 nucleotides. The record is from the annotation of a GenBank genome assembly. NCBI's taxonomy places the organism in Eukaryota, Viridiplantae, Streptophyta, Magnoliopsida, Rosales, Rosaceae.